Messenger RNA from Recurvomyces mirabilis, 2208 nucleotides. RefSeq lists its product as uncharacterized. The transcript is spliced from 5 exons. The record is from RefSeq and is a predicted model, not a curated record. Lineage: Eukaryota; Fungi; Ascomycota; Dothideomycetes; Mycosphaerellales; Teratosphaeriaceae. Gene Ontology annotation, cellular component: beta-galactosidase complex. The coding region runs from base 1 to 2208 and encodes 735 amino acids. Gene Ontology annotation, molecular function: beta-galactosidase activity; carbohydrate binding. Gene Ontology annotation, biological process: lactose catabolic process.
AUGCCAUACUUAUACCAUCUCGUCCUUUCCAUCGGCGAAGAACAGGACAUCUCGCAAAGAGUAGGAUUCCGGAAAGUGGAGCUGAAAGAUGGAAUGAUCAAAGUCAAUGGUGAGGGAGUUGUGUUCCGUGGCGCUAACAGACAUGAGCAUCAUCCGACUCUUGGUCGGGCAGUACCAUUUGAAUUCAUGAAGCAGGAUCUUCUACUCAUGAAAAUGCAUAAUCUGAACUCGGUCCGCACAUCUCACGCUCCUAGCGAUCCAAGGCUCUACGACUUAUGUGAUGAGCUGGGCUUGUGGGGUUUGAAUGAAGCUGAUCUUGGAUGUCAUGGCUUCGAGACCAUAGCGGACGCAAACCUCGACCCAGCUCAGAAAGCUCUCCCUUUCUUCGAGCGGCAGCAGGUUACCAAGAAAGACGCAGCGGCCUGGACAAGCGACAGUCUAGCCUGGCGAGAAGCAUAUGUCGACCGUGCGCAACAGAUGGUAAUGCGUGAUAAGCUACAUCCUUCCGUCAUAAUCUGGAGUUUUGGCAAUGAGGCCUUCUACGGUCGCAAUCAUACCGCCAUGGCCGAGUGGAUAUAUGCGGCCGAUCCGACAAGACUAGUACAUUAUGAGCCAGCCCUUGAUGCUGCAGAUGUCGACAUGCAUUCGCGGACGUAUCCGCACAUCCACGAGACAUCAUCGCUUUCGCCAAAGAUCAUGCUCGGACUAAGCGUUUGGUCCUUUGCGAGUUCAUACAUGCGAUGGGCACCGGACCGGGAUGGCACAAAUACACCUUACUAUGCUUACGGAGGUGACUUCGGAGAUGAGCCGAACGAUGGCAAAUUCGUCAUGGACGGUGUGCUGGAUUCGGAUCAUAAGCCGAAUAGUGGUCUGCAGGAGUACAAGAAGGCGAUCGAGCCGGUACAGCUUGUCCACUUUGAUGGUAAACAGGUGACGGUCACAAAUCGAUAUGAUUUCAUCACCCUGAAUGGUCUCGUUUGCAGCUGGCAGAUCACGAGUGAUGAUGGAUUGAUGGUCAAGCUCACUCUACCAGAGUCUGCAAUUUCGACAUCACGUCAAGAGGUCCUUGUCAAGCUCUCCUUCAAGCUCAAGGACGACACUACUUGGGCCGUGGCCGGACACGAGGUAGCCGCAAUACAAGUAUCCACCACACCCACCUCGAUCGUGUCCCGGGUUCCAUCAACUGCCACAUCACGGCUGAACGUUAUGGAGAAAGGCGCUAUCCUAGAACUCAGUGGCACAACAAGCACUUGGACCUUCGAUCGUGCCUUCAGCCACCUCACAUCCGGGGCCAAGAACGGCCAAGAACACCUAGCCGCACUGGUAACGCCAACCUUCUACCGCGCUGUAGCAGACAAUGAUGCCCCACAAGACUGCUGGGAUUGGAAAGACCGCAAGCUCGAUAAAGCGAAAGUCCAGAUGCGCUCCUUCAAUUGGAACCAGGAAGACGACGGCGUGGUGAAAGUGACAGUCGAGCAGAAGUUCAUGCCAUUCGUACUUUCCUGGAGCAUCGAUCUCGUCGUCAUCUACGCCAUGUCACCUCAUGGAGGCCUCACAAUCGAAGUUAAGGGUACCCCUACUGGCCUCAAUCUACGGAAGACACUAUCUCUGCUGGGCGUAACACUGGGCCUGCACAAAGAUUUUCAGCAUGUCAAGUGGUUCGGUCGUGGGCCCGGAGAAAGUUACAAGGAUAUGAAACUCGCUCAAUCUGUAGGCCUGUACACCAACACCGUGCCAGGACUCUGGACGGGUCCAGAGUUUCCGCAGGAAUGCUCGAAUAGGACUGAUAAUCGGUGGUUGGAACUAAGCAACGAGAGCAAUGACACAACUCUGAACGUGCAGCUCAUGCAGCCCGAGGAUAACACUAAAAGAUAUCUUUUGAGUUUCAUGGCAAGUGUGUACGACGACAAGGAUAUCGAUGCUGCGAAGCACCCCUAUGAGCUGGAGAGGAAGAAGAAGGACUUUGUGGUAUUGAGGCUCGGGGCUGAUCAUCAUGGGCUUGGGACGGGCUCGUGUGGGCCUAAGACUUUGGCAGAGUAUGGAUUGAAGACGCAUCCCUUUGAGUUUGCACUAAAGGCUGCAGUAGCUUACAAUACGAAGGUAAGACAUGGAUGUUCAAGGUGGCGACGCGAUUCGUCCAGUCCGGGCACCUGGAUUGCACAUCCUCUGUCCUCUCGUCUCCAAGCUGCUCAAGCUUCUCAACCAUGA